AUGUUGUUCAAGCAAUCACUCAUUACUCUCGUUGCCUCGGCUCUCCUCCACACUGCAACCGCAGUCCCCGUCGAAGCCACGCCUUUUGAAGCCGAGAUCACAAAGCGUGGGCCCAACGAAGGUGUCUACCUGUCGAACUGCCAAGGCGGUGCUACCUGGAGCGAAAUUGUCUAUUACUCCAACGCCAAGUCGGGCUCUCAGCACGGCGAGCAGCCACAGGCUAUUGAUAUCAUUAAUGCGUCGGGAACUAUCCACUGGGAAGGAUCGCAGAUAUGCGGUUUCUUCCAAGACAGUGGCGAGACGUUUUGUGUCACUAUCCAAUCAGAUGCGCAGACCAAGGCCACCGGGGCAAAGGUUGGGACUGGUCAUAACAACGAGACACCUUUCAACUGCUUCAAGGACAACAACCGUAACUUGUACAGCGGAAACGGUUUCAGCUGCCAGAGUAUCUACUACUGCUUCGACGUGAGCAUAAUGGUUGGCGGCCAUCGAACAGGAGGUGGUCUAGCUAUAGGGGUAGUUAAUGCUGGGGUUUAG
Molecule: messenger RNA, 537 nt
Organism: Venustampulla echinocandica
Lineage: Eukaryota; Fungi; Ascomycota; Leotiomycetes; Helotiales; Pleuroascaceae
Exons: 2
Coding region: 1-537 (178 amino acids)
Source: RefSeq, a predicted model, not a curated record